Messenger RNA from Solanum lycopersicum (tomato), 2475 nucleotides. Its product is annotated as GAMyb-like1. The record is from RefSeq and is a predicted model, not a curated record. Lineage: Eukaryota; Viridiplantae; Streptophyta; Magnoliopsida; Solanales; Solanaceae.
UCUCACUCUUUUUGUUGCAAUGUAAAAUCUCUCUCUUUUUUUCCCUUUUGGCUUCUUUAUUUGAAAUUCCUUAAGCUGCUGACACCUUAGCUAUCUCUUGUUGUGUUUCUCUUUUCUCAAACUCUUUUUGUUUUCAUUAAUAACUGGAUCUUGAUUUCUUUUUCUUCACCAAACUAACAAUUUUGGGGUGUUUUUGCUCAAAAAAGAUUCUUACUUUUUGUUCAUUUACUCAUUUUUAAAGCUUGGGGUUUUGCAUUACCAUUUCAUCUUUCAAUUUUGUUUAAUGGGUCUUCAAAAAGUUUGAGUCUUGGGUAUUGUAUAAUUCAUGUUUUUGAGUUUUUGAGUUCAUUUUUUUUUUUAAAAGGGGUUCUUGUAUAUUGAGUUUUAAGCUUAAUUUCUGUGUUUUUUUUUCUCUGUGUUGAAUUCUGUUGAUUUUUUGUUGAGAGAUACUGAUAAGUGGUCACUAGCUCCCAAGACUUUGUUGGACUGCUUCACUAGCUUUCUUAAUUCAGUUUGUGAUAUUAAGCUCGACUGGCUUCGUCGUGAACGAGGUCACUCGCUUGGAACGAUAUGAGCAUCAAAAGUGAAACCGAGGAAAGGAUGACAUCCAAAGUUGACAUGGAUUCACCAGAUGAAGCUAGCGGUGGAGAUUUAGGAGAAAGUGUACCACUUAAAAAAGGUCCCUGGACUUCUGCGGAAGAUGUAAUUUUAGUGGAUUAUGUAAUGACACAUGGUGAGGGGAACUGGAAUGCUGUACAGAGGCAUUCAGGACUUGCUCGUUGUGGUAAAAGUUGCCGCUUGCGGUGGGCAAAUCACCUGAGACCAGAUUUAAAGAAAGGUGCAUUCACACCAGAGGAAGAGCAGCGGAUAGUUGAACUGCAUGCUAAAAUGGGAAAUAAAUGGGCACGCAUGGCUGUUGAGUUGCCUGGCCGUACAGAUAAUGAGAUAAAGAACUACUGGAACACUAGAAUAAAGAGACGACAACGUGCAGGCUUGCCAAUUUACCCUGCAGAUAUUUCUUUCAUGGCAAGUCAGAACAAACAAAAUGAGGAAUUGGGUGCAUUCUCCUCCGCAGAUGCACAAAAUCCUGAUGUCUUGGGAAUUAACAAUUUUGAGAUUCCUGCUGUGGAGUUCAAAAAAUUGGAACUCACUCAUCUGUUGUAUCCGCCACAACUUGCAGACAUUCCUGCUCGUAGCUUGCUUAAUGAUCCUGUAAGUAACUUUCUGUCCCAGGGUCAUAGAGCUCCCUAUAGUAGUACAUAUUUCCUUUCUACAACUUAUCCUGCAAAGCGUAUACGAGGAUCAGAAUCUGUGUUCUCCGGUUCAAAUGGUGAUCUCCUCAACUCCUUGCAAUAUCAGAAUGACGGUUCUUUGCUUGCUCAAGCUCAAGCUCAACCCUUGGAUUUUUCUUCAUAUAAUCAUAAUUUAACAUAUGAUGAUCAGCGAGCAAUCUCAAAUAUAGUUCCGGGCGGCCAUGCCUAUUUAAAUGGCAACUCCUCUUCAGAGCCCACAUGGGCAAUGAAGCUGGAGCUCCCUUCACUCCAAAACCAGACAGAGAACUGGGGUUCACCUCAUUCGGCUCUUCCUUCAUUAGACUCUGUUGAUAUUCUAAUUCAAUCCCCUCCAGCUGGACAUAGUGAAUCCGGUAGUCUGUCACCUAGCAACAGUGGUCUACUGGAUGCUGUGCUUCAUGAAUCUCAAACUAUGAAAGCUUCAAAUGAUAACUCAUACCAAGGGAACGAGACAUCUGGUAAUGCAGUCAAUAAUUCAUGUCCAGAUCUCAAAGGAUGUGAUAUUUAUGGGCAUCCAGUCUCUCCUUUAAGUCAAUUCUCUGCAUCAGUAUUCAGUGACUACGCCCCUAUCAAUGAAAGUUCAUUACACGAGUUCCCGUCAAUGGCCACAAUGCCAGGAGGCGAGAUUAAGCAAGAGAUUGGCGAUCUAUCCCCCUUGGACGAUGAAGACAACACAUCAAACCAGACGAUCUUUUCCAGUCCCAAGACACAGCAUGCUAAUAACCAUCUGGCUUCGAAAGAUCCUUUUGGUUCUUGCUUUUUCGAUGAUUGCGACUGGGAUUGCAAGCAAAUCCAUGCAGUAACCACAUCAUCAGGUCAAGCUAAUGGACACAAUUCUUGUUCUUGGGAUGCCAUAUCAGCCAUGGAAGCAACAGGAAGAAUGAGAUUAUGACAGUUUUGAAGUUUUGGUAACAUCUUUCGAUACAACAGGUUGUUAUCUAAUGACACUGAGCAUGUAAUAUGAAAACACUUCUGGAUUUUCCUGUGUGCUUCGGUUUAAGGCAAUUUAGAGACAAACAAUGAAACUUUUUUUAAUGUGGGAUCAAAUUGGACUUUGCCUUAUCUCAACUGUGUGGGCUGUUUUCGAUAUUUCAUAUCGAAAACAAGUAGAACAUAGAUGCACUAGUUAGCUUGAAGCAAUUAAUUUGAAAUAAAACGUAACCAGGUGCACUAAGUUCCUGUU